Molecule: messenger RNA, 6842 nt
Organism: Anolis carolinensis (green anole)
Lineage: Eukaryota; Metazoa; Chordata; Lepidosauria; Squamata; Anolidae
Gene: tmed8
Product: transmembrane p24 trafficking protein family member 8
Exons: 6
Coding region: 1-1044 (347 amino acids)
Source: RefSeq, a predicted model, not a curated record
AUGUCGGAUGUGUUGGCCGCGGCCGCUGGCACCCGCUUCGAACCCUCCGCGGCCGGGGUCUUCGGCAGCAGCGGGGACAGUGGCCUCGAAGGGACAAAAAGGGACCAGAAGCGGCUCUCGCUUCCGCCUUCUCCAGGUCCAUCAGAGGGGCAAUUGGGUCCUGUGGGUCCCCUCAGCGCCGCAGAGAAUGAAGAUAUAACUCAGCGGCCAGAACCUACAUUCCAGACAGAAGCCAGUCUAGGAAAUGAUGCCUCGCUAUGCAGGUUGCAGAAUGGGUCAUCUCUAAAUGAAGAUACUGCAGAGGAUUCUGAAUGUGGUCAUGGAAAUCAAGAAGAGCAAGAUGUAGUGGGAAAGGAGAUCCUAACAGAUCAAAUCCAACCACAAAAGGAGGAGGCUGUUGUGCAGGUGAGAAAAUGCCCUACUCCAGAAGGGCCAGGUGAUAUAGUCAUGAUACAGUCAGAAUAUACUGGCGCUGUAGAUGUCCUCUCAGCAGAGCUCGAAACAACAGAUCUGCUGGGAGAGCAGAAAAAAGUUCGACCACCUCCCCUGAUUCCACCAACCACUUGGACAAGCUCUAAGAUAAGAGAUUUCAAAGCAAAGAUGGCCAAGGAAAAAAAUGCUCGAAUGGUGGUCAAACGGGGUGAGGUGUUAACAGUCCGGGUGCCAACUCACCCAGAUGGAAAGCAAGUCUGCUGGGAAUUUGCCACAGAAGAUUAUGACAUUGGUUUUGGGGUCUAUUUUGAUUGGACCCCCGUUACUAGCACUGCCAUUACUGUCCAGGUCAGUGAAUCAAGUGAUGAAGAGGAUGAAGAGGAAGAGUUUGAAGGACCUAUCCCUGUUGGUGAUGUGGAAAGGGGCUCCAAAAGCUAUUUGAGAAGCCAUUAUGGGGAGAUCAUGCCAGUCUACCGAAGGGACAGCCAUCACGAAGUGCAAAUAGGCAGCCACGAGUAUCCAGGCGAAGGCAUCUACUUGCUCAAAUUCGAUAACUCUUACUCUCUUCUACGCAACAAGAUUCUUUUCUUCCAUGUCUAUUAUACCAGCUAAGCAAGGUUGGAAUGAGUGAGACAUAAAGGACUAGAGCGAAGUCUGUGACUAGAGGUACUUCUUGAUAGCCAAAUCUUAUAUGCAUUUCUGUGCUUAUGUGCAGAUGACUUCUUUCAGUUGCGCUUCACUGUGAAGGUGGGGCAAGCAGUCACUGGCAGCAGCUCCACUUUGUUUUAUGCAAACACCAUGCUGGAUUUUUAGCCUCAGCAAAGCAAGUCACUGGACGUGGGGUUCAAGUGUUUGCCUUUCCUUUCUGUUGCACUUGUAUGAACUCAGAUUGAAAUAUGCCUUUUACUUUUUGGGUGCAUUAUAUUCUCUUCUUAUAUUCUGGCUGCAAAAAUUCACUUGGAUCAACUGCCAAAGCAGCCUGUAGAACUGUGUCUAGAACUGUGCUGUUACUGUGAUAUGAGGCGUUGUCAUUUGCCUGGUCCAUGAGAAUCUCAUGAAAUCGAAUGUAAAUAAGCCUUCAGCACCACUGGAAGCGUGCCUUUCUUCUGCCUCCAGGAACACUGGCAUGUUCAGUGCAAGGCACAGCCAGGAUUCAAUUUUUGACAUACAUGUUUGGAUAGCACAGCUUGACUUGAAUCAGCAACCAGAGUUGAUCCAAGAGUUAAGACCUCAUGAAUUUUCUGUCAAUAAAGGGAGUAAAACAACUAUGGGAGAAGGAACAAUAAACCAUAAAACUCUUGUUUGGGGAAAUAAUUGAAAAUCUGUCAUAAACAAAAAUUUACUUUCUGUUCCUUCACACAUUUUAAGGCACAAUGUGCUUCUCUAAUAAUUGGCUUUUUGCAUAAAUUCAGCACAGCGUUAGAUAUAGUUGUCAAACCAGAAUUUACUAGAAGGAUAUAAAAUCCUCUAAUAAAUGGAAGCCCAAGAGUUACAUGUUUUUGUUUCCACUGAAUGUGAUAUUUUGGGUAAAUAUUUUAAAAAUGCAUCACCUUGAUAGUCAAAUUGAAGCAGUCUGUUCUCUGCUGCCUAUCACUUCUUACGUAUCCAUAGUCUGAAUGUGGUUAUAUGAUUUUUGUGCUUCUUAUGUAUGCUAUGCUUCACCUCAGUUCCCCAGCAGUAUAACAUUUCCAACAGAAAAAAACUUACACGCAGACCUAAGUGCACCUACUCAAACCCAUCCCAAACACAAACAAGUUAGUACAGGAAAAAAGUGACAGUGAAGCAGUCAUUGGCCCACACAUUAGCCCUUUUCCUUCUCUUAUAAGGGCUUUGAGUUAUUAGUUCUGAUAAGGAUUCUGCAGUUUGUUCAUGUUUUAUUAUGGUAUGGACCCCACCAGUCAGUCUAGGCCUUAUUUUAAAAAUCCAUCAUUGAAGAUCUCAGGACUAUCAGUAACCAGUAAGAAUCUCUUUCCACACAUCCCACACAGAGUUCAGAUGCUAUUGCCAGUUUUUAAUAAGUAGCACAAUUUCCUAUCCCAUAUCAGAGUUUGGCAAUUGCAUCAUCUGUCAUUCACAGCUCAGGUCUUAGAGGAUAUAUGUAUGUAUCUUAUGGUUGUCUCUGCAGCAGAGGAUGUAUAAAUGUAUACAAAGAUUUCAGAUGCAAAUGUGAAUAUGCCUUUCAAAACAGCUGCUGUCUGUGACAUUUUAUCUAAUGUGUUUCCUUGGUUCUUUGCAUGAUUGCAGCAAACAUUCAUAGUUUAACAUGGAUUUUUGGAAACGUUUCUAGGGAAAGCCAUUGCUGAUACAAGUUUAGUGAUGGAAGAUAUAAAGCCAAAGAAUUCACUUUCCAAAAAUGCUUCAGAUUCUCUUUGCCAUAUUAUGUACUUUGCUAAGUGAAGCUAAUAAUGUAACUGGAAAAGUAAAUAGGACGGGGAAAAACCAUUUUUUGCAAUCAACACAAUUCUAAUGGAGAAAAGGUUCAUGGAGUUGAAUCUUCAACUUUUUCCACUUCAAGCAAUGGAAAUGAGAAAUGGUAAAGAAGUAUCCUUACUAACUUUUAAAAAGUUUUUCAAGUGCAAUUUGUUUUCCUUCAGGUUAUGAUUUGAGGAACUCAUACACAACUUGUUGUAGACCAAUAACAUGAAAAGGAGAAAAAACUGCAGUAAUUGGUUUGGGAUAGGGAAUCGCAGACAUUCUAGUAUUAACAUAAAUGAAAAAUCUUUGACUUAAAGGAUAGGACGUAUAUUUCUUUUUUCAUAAAUGAGCAGUGUAGGAACUGCUCCUUUAAAGUGGUCUCAAAAAGCUUCCCUCAUUUUUUUCUCCUUUUUGAAUUACCUGUAGACAGCUUUUUAACAACUUGCCUUCCCUGAAUGUGCAUUUAAACUAAGGUUAUUUGUUAUUAUUCAAAGUAUUUCCCUUGAGACCUUAAUCUAUUUACUUUCUACACUAUACACAACCCAUUUUUAUGUGUCCAUUUUGAACACUGUUUUGUUAGAAAUUGGAGAUAAUGAGUAGUUGUUUUAUUUAAAGUUCUGCCUGAAGAAGGAAUAUAAAAAUAAAGGUUGUAUAUAUGCAUGUUUGAGCUAAGAUUGUGCAUGUUUAAGAUGAAGGACAGAAUUUGAAGUGGUUGUUUUUAUUGUGUAAUUCUCUUUGUGCUGCUGAGGGCUGUGUCGGGCUCUGCCUGGUCACAUCCUUCCCUCUCCAAAAUUUUUCAAACUUGUGAGUGGCAUCAGAUUACAUAUCCUACUCAAAUACUAUCCAAAAUAUCUGAUCCAUAUACUUGCCAGACCAAGACUUGUUCAGGCAUAGGGAUGGCACCGAUCUAUGUCAUCAUAUGCCAUAGGUUGGUGUACCUUCCCAUCAUAAACUGCUUACAAAAUAAAUUGUGAGAUCAUAGAAUCACAGACUGAAAAACUCUGGAGGCUUUUGUGAGAAACAGCUAGGACAAAUAUACAUACUAGUUUUGAAUUGAUGCAGAUACUUUUUGUCCUGUUUACAUUCAUUGGUGUAGAUGAAAGAGAAAUGCAAUUUUAGAGAAAUCAGAUAUAGUUUCAGAUUGGUCAAAAUAUAGGAUAGGCAUUUUCUAAAAUUUAUGACUAACUUUAUAUUUGAUGUACUUUGAGCUUUGUUCUGCAUGAUUGAUAUAACUUGGCUAAUUUAUUCCUUUUCAUCAUGUACAAAAGUAACAUGACGAAAGAAUGAAAAAUAUAUAGCAAUUAAAGAUGGGGAGGAAUUAUGUCUAGCAUCCAACCAUGGUAGCUCUUCAAAAAAGGUUCUCUGAAUGUUUUAUGGUUCUUUAUAACUUAAUUUUGGCCUCGUUUGGUUUUUCCUCUUACAAAAAAACUCAUGAAUUAAUGUUAUUAAUUUAUUCUAUUUCUUCUAUUUAUUGCUGUAAUCAAAUUCCAUUUGGUCAAGUUUCUGUGUAUUUAGUAUGAUAAAGAAGCCUAUUAGAUAAAUGAUAAUCUAGGUGACAAUCUAUUCUAAGGAUCCCUUAAUGUUACUUGGAGAAAAUUAAAACUGCUUUGAUCAUCUCCUUAAAACAAUUAAGGGUAUCAGGAACCUGAUUAAACAAGAACUAUGUGAUAUAGCGUGGCUAUAGUGUUUUGAGUGUUGCAUUAUGACUCUGGAGACCAGAGUUUGAAUUCCCACUCAGCCAUGGAAACCCAUAGGGUAGCUUUCAGCAAGUCAUAUUGUCUCCAACUUAAGGGAACCCAUUUGGACAAAUCUUGCAACAAAAAAAACAAACAACUAUGAUAGGUUCACCAUAAAUCAGAAAUGAUUUAAAGACACAUAACAACAAUAUGAUAUAAACCAAAGUCUAUAUUCCUGUUCACAUGCACCUAGGAGUAAGUACCAUUUAGGUCACUGGGGCUUAUUUCUAAGUAGACAUGUAGAAGAUUGUAUUGUUGGACUUAUAGAACCCCAUGGACUUGUGCCUUUAAAGCAUGUUCUUAUUCCCCCUUUCUUGAAUGACAAGUUUCAGACAGUUCACUGCAGUGAUAUAACCUAACUUCUGACUACCUUGUUUGGGUGAAUCGUGUCUGCUUUUAGUUGUUCAUUCUCUACUGCUCAGACCACGACACCAAGAUAGAUAUCUGUGCAACAGAAGAGCCUGUGUAUUGUUUGUCUUAUAGCCAUGAUUAUCUGGGGGAAAUCAGUUGAACAAAUGUUCUCUUUAAUCUUAAAGCAUUCUGUGGCCUUAAAUGGCUCUUUUGUUUUGCAAUACAGGCAGCCCUUAGGUUACAAACAUCCAACUUACAAACGACUCAUAGUUAAGACAAUUUUUUCAAAAUCCAAUUAUCACAGGGACAGAAAGUGAGGUGAAAUCUUCUGAACAGGAACAGAGACAAUAAAACAAAUAUUACUGGGGUGUCCGAACAGACAGCAAAACACAUCACAGGGGUGUUAGCUCUUCCCUAUGCUGUCCAAAGAUAUAUAUGUGUGUGUGUGUGUGUGCGCGCGCACUGGAGUUACACUGAAAAGUGUACCUGUUCUGAUUUACAAACAUAUUCAACUUAAGAACUGCUUGUAGUUAGUUUGCCACUAAUCAUUUGGCUGUGGUAAAUCCUAGGAAACAAAGUAAAUAUGGGUUGAGUUUUGUUUGUUUGUUCUUGUUUAAGUAUGUGCAAUUUCAGAAUAUUGUGUUUCCUUAAGAGUCAGACAUUUGAGAACUCCUGGUCUUGAACAGAACGGUUACUUGGCAUGCAGAGUAGGGGACUUCUUUUCAAGAAAUAGAGAUGCAAUGGACAUAGAUUUUUGACUGAUAAACCAACGAUGGAUUAAUCUUUCCCUAGGACAUCACUAGAAUACUCUUACAUAGUUUUAUUUAUGUUUUGGACAUUCAAGACAUAAAGAAUUUCUGCAUAAUUCAGAGCUCACGUCCAGCGUUUUAAAUAGGUAGUUGGCAUCAUAUCACUGGAGCCCUGGUGGCGAAGUGUGUUAAAGCACUGAGCUGCUGAACUUGCAGACCGAAAGGUCGCAGGUUCAAACCCCGGGAGCGGAAUGAGUGCUCACUGUUAGCUCCAGCUUCUGCCAACCUAGCAGUUCGAAAACAUGCCAAUGUGAGUAGAUCAAUAGGUCCUGCUCAGUAGGUCAGUAGAUCCUGCUCCGGCAGGAAGGUAACGGCACUCCAUGCAGUCAUGCCGGCCACAUGACCUUGUAGGUGUCUAUGGACAACGCCGGCUCUUCGGCUUAGAAAUGGAGAUGAGCACCAACCCCCAGAGUCAGACAUGACUGGACUUAAUGUCAAGAGAAACCUUUACCUAUCAUAUCACCAGCUAGGUGUUUCCUCUUGUAGUUGCUGUGUCAUUAACCAUUAAUGGAUAUAGAAUUGGACAAGAAACCCAAGGCAUCACGUCUAUGGCUACAACUUCUAAAAUCCCUGCUCUUAAAUGGCUGGAGAAAAAAACUUUUCCAAGUUCUAGAAGCUGAUGGCUAAACCCUGCCCAAGGAAGGCUGUUUUGUAGAAUGUGGUGAUGCAUAGGAUUGGAUGGCAAAAAGAUGAAAACUGGUAUUGGAAGUCUAACGUUUUGACAGAAACACAUGGAUAUGCUAUUUGUCUUCUGAAAUGAUCAGGCUCUAACUGCAGUUUGCCUGCGAGUCAGAAUGCCAGUUUGGUGCUCUUUUUUGGCACCUUGUGAGGUUUUUUUUUUUUUUUUGGGGGGGGGGGGGGUAAGAUUCCUCCUAAUCUGAAAUGUUAUGCACCAGAUAUGUAUAUGUUUGUAUCCUGCCAUGCAUACUUUUUUCUUUAAACUGAAACGGUAUUUAUAUGUUUUGGUACUGGCUUGGUACAGUCUUUCUAAUGUGUAUGCUGUUGAAACAGAAUGUAAUGUCUGUUACACUGUAUGAAGUAUCUGUUUUGUGACUGUAUGUUUGAUUUUUUAAACAUCAUUAAAUCUUUUCACUAUUCA